Molecule: messenger RNA, 1965 nt
Organism: Mesoplodon densirostris (Blainville's beaked whale)
Lineage: Eukaryota; Metazoa; Chordata; Mammalia; Artiodactyla; Ziphiidae
Gene: RPP40
Product: ribonuclease P/MRP subunit p40
Exons: 10
Coding region: 531-1619 (362 amino acids)
Biological process (GO): tRNA 3'-end processing; endonucleolytic cleavage in ITS1 to separate SSU-rRNA from 5.8S rRNA and LSU-rRNA from tricistronic rRNA transcript (SSU-rRNA, 5.8S rRNA, LSU-rRNA); tRNA 5'-leader removal
Cellular component (GO): ribonuclease MRP complex; multimeric ribonuclease P complex
Molecular function (GO): ribonuclease P activity; ribonuclease MRP activity
Source: RefSeq, a predicted model, not a curated record
CUGCCUCUGAGUUCCGAAGUGUGCUGACUGUCCGGCAGGGCUCCAGGCGUCCUUCUCGGGAAGCAGGGACACUGGGACACACCGGCCCCCCACGGGUCAACAUUUUGGUGACCCAUCCGGGAACCAGAGAAGACCCCUGACAGCUCCUGGGCUGCUGAGCAAACAGGUGCGGUGCCCACCUUGAGCUCAUCGUCACUGCUUUUCUCACCGACCCUGGAUUUUGAAGAACCCUGCCGUCUCCAUGACAACAAGCCCAUGUUAGCCUGCUGGAGGAUGAGAUACUUCAGGGAGUAGAACCAAGGUGCCCAGUCAACAGCCAGCUCCUCACCAGAAGCAGAGCCCCCUAACCAACCUGCAGCUGACCACACAUGCACGAAGGAGCCCAGCUGAGACCAGAAGAAUUGUCUAGCUGAGCCCAGCCUGAGCUAGGUAACCAUCAGCGAGCGAGCUUCUGCCAGAAGCCUAGGCCCGCCCCCAGCACUAGCCCCGCCCCUACCCGGGACCGCCUCAACACGUGCGGCGUGCCUGCAAUGCGCAUGCCCGCGGGGAAGGGGCGGGGCGAGCCGAACCCUGGCAGGGCCUGCGUGAGGAAGACCAUGGCCAUGCUGUCUCGGCUGCGAGAGGUGCCCCGGCACUUGCUGGUCUGCGAAAAGUCCAACUUCGGCCACGACAAGUCGCGCCACCGGCAUCUCGUUGAGACGCACUAUCACAACUACAGGGUUUCAUUUCUGAUUCCUGAAUGUGGGAUACUAUCAAAAGAACUGAAAGACCUGGUCAUGGACUCUGGACCCUAUUACUUUGUGAAGGAUUUACCUCUUCAUGAGUUAAUCGCACACGAAUUCAUCAAUACUUUUGUCAAGAAAGGGAAAUUAAUUUUAUCCCUGGAUAAAGACACUUAUGAAGAAGCUGGACUUCAAGGUCGUCCAUCUCAGUAUUCUGGCAGGAAAACCAUGAAAUUUAUUGUUUCCAUUGAUUUGAUGGAUUUAUCCUCUAAACUGGACUCUAAGAAGUAUAAAAGAAUAUCUUGGGCUUUCAAAGAAAAGAAACCAUUGAAAUUUGAUUUUCUUUUGGCGUGGCAUCAGACAGGUGUGGAAGGACCAACGAUGAUGUCAUACUUUUCCAAUUACCGGAUUCGGGAGCAUCAGCCAGAAAUAGCGCUGAGCACGGUGACGGAUCUGCAGUGCCCCGUGCUGCAGAGUGGCGAGCUUGGGGGCAAGCCCGAGGCGGCCUGCAGCGCCCGGGAGCUCUUCGAGUGGCUGGGCGCCGUCUUCAGUAACGCCGAGCUAAAUAAUGAGCCUGAUAAUUUCAUAUCAACCUACUGCUGUCCUCAGCCCAGCACCAUGGUGGCGAAGGCUUACUUGUGUACAAUCACUGGCUUCCUCCUUCCAGAGAAGAUACGUCUCCUGUUGGAACGGCUGUGUCGCUACUUUGAUGAACCAAAGUUGGCCCCGUGGGUGACGUUGUCGGUUCAAGGCUUUGCAGACAGCCCUGUUUCCUGGAGAGAAAAUGAACACGGUUUUCGAAAAGGAGGAGAACAUUUAUACAACUUUGUGGUUUUUAGUAAUCAGGACUACUGGCUUCAGUUGGCUGUUGGGGCAAAUGAUGACUGUCCACCAUAACAAGCACAGAGUUUCAAGUCAUGUUUGUUUAUGUUUAUGCUCGUUUUCCGUAUUGCUCGGCGGUAUAAGGACUGUGUGUUCACUCAGACUUGGGUGACGAUGACACUUCUCAGAUCAGCAUCUGUUAGCAUCUGCUCUGGACUCGGGCCUGUCCUGUGACAGGCUUGCCGUCAGGUGGAAGCUCAUAGUCGAUUUCUCCCUGUCACUUUGAGCCCAGGUGUGGGCUGCUGCGUGGUAACGUGGGCCACGGUGGCCAGGGACCGGGGGUUAUGGGACCACUGGGUAAGAUGUGUGCUGUGAUUGUGAGUUUUUCACAUCAUAAUAACAAGAAACCCUUAACAUCAUA